AUGUCAGACUCUGGCAUGAUUGACAGUCUCCAGGCGUCGAAUGUGGCGAAGAUGGUCGAGCUCUCCGCGUGCGCCGUCUUUCUCUGGGACUACCUUCUCACCGUCGGGAUGGAGGUUCGAUACAUCUGGCCUGGAGCGUGGACACCCAUCAUGGUCGUCUACUUCGUUCAGCGAUACCUUCCUUUCUUCGACUCUCUCUGGUUGACUUUGCAUUUCAAUUUCGGAAAGAACCUAAGUGUCGAGACGUGCGUGUUGCUGAAUGGAGCGGCGAAAAGUAUAAUGUCUUUUGGGUUGGCAUUCUCGGAAUUGCUUCUGACAUCCCGAGCCUGGGCGGUCUGGAACCGGACCAGAAUGCUGACGCACGCUCUUAUCGUCCUCUACCCUCUGUGCUUCAUUCCGACCAUCAUAAUGCACUUCAAGGUCCUCCCAACGAUGCAGUUUGCUACACUUCCACCCCCAUUCCGGGGAUGUAUUCCCACUGCGGCGGAUAAUCUUGUAGUUGUUAACUGGGCACUGUUGCUAGGAUGGGACGCCUUUAUACUAGUCCUAAUGAUAAUCCCCGCAGUAAAGGCUUAUCACUAUAGGGGUAAUUCGGCAUUGUACACUGCUGUUUACACCGAAGGAAUCUUGUAUUAUGUCUUCCUCUUUGCUACCUCGUCGAUGAACAUUCUGCUAAUGACGCUGCCAGGUACCUGUAUCAUAUCGAUAUAUGGUCACCACGUACGGCCCUCUCCUUCUCCUGAUAUGGGAGGUCAUUCUGAAGUCUAA
This is a messenger RNA of Cyclocybe aegerita, 768 nucleotides long. Lineage: Eukaryota; Fungi; Basidiomycota; Agaricomycetes; Agaricales; Hemipholiotaceae. The record is from the annotation of a GenBank genome assembly.